Messenger RNA from Taeniopygia guttata (zebra finch), 4192 nucleotides. It is a transcript of the gene ENPP6, whose product is annotated as ectonucleotide pyrophosphatase/phosphodiesterase 6. Gene Ontology annotation, cellular component: plasma membrane. Gene Ontology annotation, molecular function: glycerophosphodiester phosphodiesterase activity. Lineage: Eukaryota; Metazoa; Chordata; Aves; Passeriformes; Estrildidae. Gene Ontology annotation, biological process: lipid metabolic process; choline metabolic process. The record is from RefSeq and is a predicted model, not a curated record.
GCGCGGCGGCCCCUCCCCGUCGGGGCAGCGGGCAGCGUGCCCGCACUGCCUCGGGAUCGUCUGCGGAGCGUCCCGGGAUGCUCCAGUUACUUUUACGCUGGGUGUUCCCCAUCGCUGCGAAGCAUUUUUUUCCGGCAUCUGGGAAGGACCAAGCUCUUCCCCCAGCUCGAAGUUAAUCAUCUGUUUGCAAUUAACCUGUGACCUCCCACGCCCGCGGCGCGGAGCAGCGCUGCAGCUUUAACGCGGGCUGGGAGCGGGAGGGGGGCAGCAGUGCCAGGUCCCGGAGCUGUCGCAGAUCCCUCGCCCUGCCUGCCAUGGAGAGCCGCAGCCUCCUCGCCGCCUUCCUGGCCGCUGCGCUCACCGCCCUCCUGCCGCUUCCCGCCGCCUCCUCGGCCCACCGCAAGCUCCUGGUGUUCCUGCUCGACGGCUUUCGCUUCGACUACAUUGAUGACAGCGAGCUAGAGGGUCUGCCGGGCUUUCGGGACAUUGUGAACAUGGGGGUGAAGGUGGAUUACAUGACCCCAGACUUCCCCAGCCUCUCUUACCCAAAUUACUACACACUGAUGACGGGUCGCCACUGCGAGGUCCAUCAGAUGACUGGAAACUACAUGUGGGACCAGAAGGCAAAUGUAUCAUUUGAUAUUGGUGUGAAUAAAGAAAGCCUGCUGCCUCUCUGGUGGAAUGGAUCAGAGCCUUUGUGGGUCACAAUGAUGAAAGCUAAAAAGAAUGUUUCCAUGUACUACUGGCCAGGUUGUGAGGUCGAAAUCCUUGGAGUCAGACCAAGUUACUGCCGCGAGUACUUCAGUGUCCCAACAGACAAAAACUUCGCAGACGCCACCAGCGAUGCCCUUGAGUCUCUGUGCAACAACAGCGCCGAGAUGGCCGCAGUGUACUAUGAGCGCAUUGACGUGGAAGGCCACCACUACGGCCCGUCGUCCCAGCAGCGGAAGAAAGCUUUGAAGGAAGUGGACAAAGCCUUGAGCAACAUGAUCUCACUCAUCAAGAGCAAAGGCCUUCAGAAUGAUAUCAAUGUCCUCCUCUUCUCUGAUCAUGGGAUGACGGACAUCUCUUGGGCAGAUAAAGUGAUUGAGCUGAAAAAAUAUAUCAAUAUGAGUGAUACCAUACAAAUGAAAGACCGAGGUCCUGUUGUGAGCCUCUGGCCAGCUCCAGAGAAGCAUGCAGAGAUAUAUCAAAAAUUGAAAGCUGUGGAACACAUGGAUGUUUAUAACAUACAGGAUAUUCCAAACAGGUUUUUCUACAAAAAAGGAAAAUUUGUGUCUCCACUAACUCUUGUGGCUGAAGAAGGAUGGUUCAUAGUAGAGAGCAGGGACAAGCUGCCCUACUGGGAGAAUGGGACGGGGAGGAAGGAAGCCUGGCAGAAUGGUUGGCAUGGCUACGACAAUGAGCUCAUGGACAUGAGAGGCUUCUUCCUCGCAUAUGGACCAGAUUUCCGAUCCAACUACCGAGCGCCUCCCAUCAGAUCUGUGGAUGUUUACAACAUCAUGUGCAGCCUGGCAGGAGUACAGCCACUGCCCAACAAUGGCUCCUGGUCCAGGGUGGAGUGCAUGCUCCGAAACACAGCCACCCUGGCACCACUCCCACCAUGCAGCAGCUGUGUCCUGACACUGGCUCUGCUCUCCCUGUUCACCAGGCAGAUCUCCUUACUGUGAUCCCUGAACAAUGUCAGUCAGUGUCACCAGCAACUCCAUCCUUCUCUGUUUGUUUUUUUAAAGUUCUUCAUUUGAAUAACAGCUUCAUUAAUAGAGUGCUGUCCCCUACUCCUCCAUUGUGCUCCACCAGGCAUGAAUCUGACCCAUCCUGCAUUUACAAUGGUUUUAACAUGAAGCCAGGUUUUGUGCUGUUCCAAACACAGCUAGGGACAGUGGGGUCACCCACCUAGAUUUACAGCACUGCCAGUGAGGGCAGAAUCCUGGCUGGGUAUCCACAAAGUUUUCUGGUGGGUGCACAUGGGGAUCUGUGAGCAUCAAACACGCCUCGCCCCAGCAUCUUUCACUGAGGAGCUCACUCUGGUUUGCCAUACUGAGAAGUUCAGGAGUGGAGGCCAACCUCUCUGCAUUUAGCUGGGAUCAUCCUGGUUCAUUCCUACAUCUCCAGCUCCACCAGCAGCAGAGCCCCAUCUUCUCCUUACAGCAUCAGCCAAGCCCCAUCUAUACAGACACAGUCUUUAAAGAGCCAGGAGCUUUGCUGAGGGACCAUAAUGCUGAGAGAAGUGGGUCAGCAGGAGAGCAGUGAAAGCAUCAUAGUUCUCUCAGCUUUUCCUUUAUUUUCACCAGCAUGAGUACUGGCUCUGCCCAUUUCCAGGGCCAGGCUUUCCUCACAGACCACAGUGGAAGGGAAGGCUGGGAAAGAAGAAAGUGACACAAAUCUUCCACUUCAAAGCCAAUGGAAAAAUGAACAGACAUCUGGACACACAAGGGUCAGGAGAACAUAGGAUGAGGAAGCCUGGCAUUUAACAGCCUCUCUGCUUUUCCUGGUGAAGAUAAUAUCCUCUGAUCAUAUUUUGAUGUUUUAUACCCAAUUGAAUUUCUAUAGUUUUUUCAACAUUUACUGCUCUUCUAUCAGAUUUUGUUCUCUAUACCUCUGCCUGGUGAUCAGCAGAUGCCUUUAUUCUGCAGCAGGGAGAUGUACAGAUACAUCUCCCACCCUUCCAGCUAAUCCUGGUGAUUUUUUUCCACCAUGGGCUAUCAAGCACAAGUCAAGUUGUAAGAGCAAAGUUAAAUUAAACAGCAAGAGAGGAUAGAGCUGUUGCCAGAGGUGCCUUCAGGGUGCACAGCGCUUUAUCUGACAUACCUCUGAACCAGGAGCUUUCAGCAACAAACUGCCUUUGGAAGGACUGAGAUCCCUUCCCACGCAAAACAAACCUCUAGAACUUACUACUCCUCUGGAUCCAGAGACAAGCACGAUCCCGGUAUGUGUGCUACAGUGCAUUUAAGGGUGAAUGACUACACUGUGGGGGAAAAAAAACAAACACCAAAUUGAACUUGACAAAAGACUUCUGUAAUAGCUGUAAAGAUUUAUGUAAUGUGUUAUUAAAGCUCAAGUGAACCAUCAAAUCAGUUGGAGAAAAAUGGAAAAAAUCAGGCUUUGUUAUUAGACUGUUGAGUAUAAAAGGCAAUUUAGUGCUUUCGAAGCAUUUGCAGUAGCUGUAAAACAAGCACCUAUUGUUCAGAGUUCCCUGUUGCUCUUUAAUGGACCAGGCUCAAUGAAAUCACUGGAGCACAUUUUUAAAGGAAAAAAAAAUUUUAAAAAUUUAAAAAAAGUUAAAAAAUAAAAGUCAGCACACAAGAUAACUAAAUUGCCAAGUUUUGUCUGAAAAUCAUCAGGAUAGAUGCCAUCAGUGCCUGCUAACCCUUCCACAAUGUGUCAGUUUAAGUCUUACCAGUGAGCAGAAGCAAAGGUCUUCUUACAGAAUAAAUGUUUCUAAAGGUAUAAGGGUAAAAGUAUUCAGCUCCUCAGUUAUACAAACAGAAACUGAAAAUAACAAAUUUGGUCCCUUGAUUGUUCCACGGAUGGGGUAUGACAAAUGAAAUCAAAACUGAUCCUUGUGAGUACUUGUGUAACUCAUUUUUGUCAGUGUUCACAUGCAAAUACUGAAAAGCAAAUCCAAUUGCAAUAUGAUUUGUUUGCCCUUUAUGCAAGAAUUGUGUGUAUGGUAAAAGAUACUUGGUCUGUAAAAGCAAAAUUUGAUGGCAGACCUUCAAGAAGCUCACUAGCUUCAGGCGAACUACAGCUCAUUAUUUUUUGGAAAGUGCAUCUUUCUUCUUCAGAAAUGUCAUACCUCUGAAUCAAUUCACGUUCUCAUUCAAAAAUCAAGUGUCUUAAGUCUUGCCUAUUUUUCUGUAUACUAUGCAAUGGAGGUGGGUGUAUUUUAAAACCUAUUUCUGAAUGAUGUUUUUAUACAAUGACUGAUUGUGAAUGAGUGAGUAAUUCUAAAAAUGGUGUAAGAAAAAGCACUUAUUUGUAAAUACUGUAAGAUUUUUGAAGAAAAAAUAGCCCAAAACCUUCCCUUCAGCACUUUGCCUUUCUUGUCUAAUUGCUGCAUCAAAGUGUGAUAAACAGUGUUUGAGGCUUGUGCUGAUUAAUUAUCAGAAAGACAAAUGAUAACAUUGUUUAGAAAUGGCAAAGUUGUCAGCAUGUAAAUUAAGGACAUUAAAUGCAUCACACAAGAUGA